AUGGCGCCCCCGGCCCGUGCUAAAAAGCGUGGCGUCCCUGUGAAUCUGGACCCCAAGAGGCGGGUUCAGAAACAUACAAACAAUACUGUGCGAUCACAGCCCCUCGCUGAAGCUCUCAAUCGCUCAUUAGAAAAAGGUAAAAGAGCCGUGGAAAAAUCUUCUGCCGUGCAGAACACGCAGGUUGUAGCGUCUUCAUCUGAACAACCCUUAGGUCUAACAACGGUUAUCGAGGGCGAAUCAGACCAAGAACCUGUAAUUGAAGAAUUUCCACCAUUUCUGAGCAGUAAUUCACUAAAGAGAUCAUUUGACUUGCAAGUAUCGAUGGAAGACCCUCGCGAGAUAAAUGACUCUGAAAAAGAGGAUACACAGGAACAAAGUUCAAAAAUAAUGACAAAGGCAAGAAGUCUCUUAAACCUGGUCGGACCGUAUCUAGAAGAGGUGGACCUUGAGUGCCCUGGAACUGGUGCAGGCUUCCUGGCUCUAAUACCUGAUGAGGUCACUCGCGCUAUCAGGGGUGAGAAAAUUAAUACAGAUUGUGAGGCUUUAUCACAGACUAUUUCCACGACUCCGUUAAGUGAUAAAAACACCUGGGCUGCAAGAAUAGCAAUAGGAAAAUAUUUUUUUAAAAAACUCUAUUUGGGGACCCAUAGAAAAACUCUGAACUCCCCCCCAGAGGUCAAAGUCAUGAAGAUAUACGAAUUAUGA
Blumeria graminis f. sp. triticale is the source of this 705-nucleotide messenger RNA. The record is from the annotation of a GenBank genome assembly. Lineage: Eukaryota; Fungi; Ascomycota; Leotiomycetes; Helotiales; Erysiphaceae.